Molecule: messenger RNA, 2134 nt
Organism: Octopus bimaculoides (California two-spot octopus)
Lineage: Eukaryota; Metazoa; Mollusca; Cephalopoda; Octopoda; Octopodidae
Biological process (GO): regulation of cell cycle; negative regulation of apoptotic process; positive regulation of protein ubiquitination
Cellular component (GO): cytoplasm; nucleus
Molecular function (GO): ubiquitin protein ligase activity; cysteine-type endopeptidase inhibitor activity involved in apoptotic process
Source: RefSeq, a predicted model, not a curated record
GCAUGGAAUUAGAUAGAGAGAGUGAGAGUGCGUGAAUGAGAGGUAGAGAAGGCGGCAGCAGCAGCAGCGGUAGUAGUUAGAACAACAACAACACCAACAGCAGCAGCAGCAGUUUUCGACAAAAGAACAGAUAGGUCUUCUACUGUUGGAAAGCCUGGAUUCUGUAAACGUUGCAACCGCCUUAUUGCUGUCUCAUGUCACAGUGCUGACGAUAACAAGGAAAGGCAAGGAAAAUGAUUUGACAACGACAUCUACUACUAGCUACGUUGGCUACAGCCUAGCCUCCUUAUUGCCCUAGUGUGGUCAUAUCUCUUUCUACCUGCGAUUUAAAACCUCACUUUGAAUGAAGUCUGUCAGCCGUUUGAACACCAUGCUUAAUGUUAGUGACACCACUAGAGAUCACCAGACAUGUCUGAAGACCUUCCAGACAGCUCAUUUCCCUAAAAGUCACAUCAUUAGUCCCAUAGAGCUGGCUAAGAAUGGCUUUGAGUACACUGGCAUUGGGGACCGUGUUCGCUGUGUCUAUUGUCAAGGAAUGCUUGACGACUGGCAGCUGGGAGACAGUGUGGAGAAGGAACACAGGCGGCAUUUUCCUUAUUGUCCGUUUGUUCAGGAGAGAGAUAUGAACGAUCGCAUUUAUAACUCGACACACAUCUUCCCCUCAUUUCUGCCAGACAGCUUUGAGAGGUUCCACACAGCUGCUACCCAACCUGAUUACGUGCCAUAUGCUGCACUUCGCACCCGUUUUGGUCAGAAUUCUACAGCUCAGACUCAACUUUCUAGCUUACAUUCUGCUGCACAGAAUGGAUGGACUUCAGACGUGCGUGAUUCGUUGACCAGCAGGCUGCCCAGCAGUGUACCGACUCCAGUUCGAAUUCCAUUCAGUAUCCAAACUGCUUUACCAUCCCAAUAUCCAUAUUCUCAGAACCUCAGCCUAACAGCAUUACCAACAUCAACCGCACCUGUUUAUCCUGGAGAACACACUGCUCAACACUCUGCGCCUGGCAUGCCUCGGUAUGCAUCUCUUCAUGAACGUAUUCGCACUUUCCAAUCUUGGCCUCACAAAAAACCCAGCCGGGAAUGGGUUGCUGAAGCAGGGUUUUACCAACUUGGAAUCGAUGAUACCGUGUGCUGUUAUAUGUGUAAUGGUCACCUGCGAGAGUGGGACGAAUCAGACAAUCCAUGGAUUGAACACGCCAAAUUUUUUCCAAACUGUCUUUAUUUAAGAAAUAUGAAAGGCGACGCAUUUGUUGCAGAAAUCUGUCGAAAUCUCGAACAUUUACCGAAAGAUAAUCGCAACAGGGUAAUAACUCAACGUAGUUUCACGACCGCUGACCACAUGUCAUUUGCGGGGCAGCCAGGUCAAGCUGGUUUCUCCAACUCCUUGCCGGAAGUGUUUUCAUCCUCCGGUCAAAGUACUUUUUCUAGUUCUCACCAUCCAUCUGGAUUCUCCAACCCCAACAACCUAACUGGGCUGACCAACUCGAGCCAAAGAGCAUUCCUGAAUACUGGCCAGGUUGAGUUUUCUAAUAGUGGUGAACGGCCAAUUUUUAGAUUACCAUACCACAGUAACAUCACUUCCUGUAUGGACCCUAUUCUAGAUGAGCUACGAUUAUUACCUGAUGUGAAGGGCCCUGUUAACCGGACUGCAGCAGCAUCGAGCCACCUAAGUACCACAGAACACCGGCAGUUACAGCAGCCUCAAGCCCAACAUCACCAGGUUCCAGUGCCACCAGUCCAACCAUCUUGGAGCAGUCAAGAAACUAAUCCCAGACUGUUCGGUUCUAUUCACACUUCAAUCCAGCCCCAUAGGCUCCUUGGAAUCGAGCCCAAUGACUGGAGAGAAGCAAAAGUUUGCAAAAAAGACCCCACCCAGCAAACAGACAAGUACCGUCCAUUACAUGUUCCUUCUUCUCAAGAAACAACUUCUGAAUCCUGGAGAAGUAAACUGCAAUUAUGUCUGCAGCAGCCUCGUGUGCUGACCUUCUUAGAGAAUGGUUAUAGUGAACGAAGGAUUCGGAAAGUCUUAAAGAAACAACUUCAAAGUACUGGUGGGUGAUUUCACUCUUUUUCUCAUUCUUAUUUCUAAUAGUGCCACACUGCGCAUAGGUUUUGGUCUCAGUUCUUUAAAAAU